This is a messenger RNA of Haliotis rufescens (red abalone), 3625 nucleotides long. Its product is annotated as acetylcholinesterase-like. Lineage: Eukaryota; Metazoa; Mollusca; Gastropoda; Lepetellida; Haliotidae. The transcript has 12 exons. Gene Ontology annotation, cellular component: cell surface; septate junction; tricellular tight junction. Bases 271 to 2043 code for a protein of 590 amino acids. The record is from RefSeq and is a predicted model, not a curated record.
UGUAAGGGAGCGUUGGCGUUCCAGUGUGUGAAUAAGGUGGAUAGAUUUCGAAAAUGUGUACUCCAAAGCCGUUUGUAUGUAACCGUUCUCAUAAUGGAAUCUACCAUAAGCCAACAGCUUGACAUUUCGCUUAAGCAAAGUGGUUUCUCGAGAGGGAGGAAUGGACUAAUGCAGAUGAAUUACAUUCAGCUGAUAUUUAUAUCCGGCCCUAGCUGGCUAGCUGACGCGGCAAAGGUGAUGUAACACCAGCGAGACCAUAUCGGCCUGAAGAUGCCACGCUUAUGGACAGGAGUAUUGAUGGGUGCCUACCUUGCAAUACUUUGCAAGAACGAAGAUGUGAACAUCGUUGAUGAAGAAUUUUUCUUCCGUGACACCCAAUAUGGUCAGAUCAGAGGCGCUGUUAAAUCUGUACUGGGCUCCAAGAAGGUUGAACGAUACCUCAGCAUUCCUUAUGCAGCUCCCCCCGUUGGAGAACUCCGAUUUGAGAAACCCGAGGCACCUGCUAAAUGGGAAGGAACACGAGAUGCAUUACUUACCCCUCCCUCAUGCCCCCAGAGUAGUAAUUACUGGUUCUAUGUACAUCUACAUACUCCUUACUUCACUCACAGCGAUGAAGACUGCCUGUACAUGAAUGUAUACGUUCCACAGACAGGUGCUGCUGAUGGCAAGAUGGCUGUGCUUGUACACAUUCAUGGCGGUUCAAACGAAUAUGGAAUGGGAGCCAUGUUUGACGGAGAUGUCUUGGCAGCGCAGGGAGAAAUCAUUGUUGUUAAUUUCAAUUACAGACUUGCAAGUCUUGGCUUUCUCAGUGCUGGGCCAGAGUUUCCUGGUAACUAUGGACUCAUGGAUCAGGCUGCAGCACUAAAAUGGGUUUCCAGGAACAUCCACUUCUUCGGAGGUGACCCAACAAAGGUUGCCAUAGAAGGUCACAGUGCAGGCGCCGGGGAUGUUGGCUUUCAUAUCUUGUCGCCAUUGUCGAAAGGUUUUUUCCGCUACGCCAUAAUGCAGAGCGGAUCUCCGACAGCCGACUGGGCUUUGCUUCAAGACACUAACACAGCUAUAUCCAGUGCCACAGAGUUUGGUGAGAAGCUCGGUUGUUACACUUCCAAGGAUAUGUACAAACUCAAGCAAUGUCUUAAGACGAAACCCUGGCAAUCCAUCAUGAGGAUAAGGUAUGCGUACGCUCCGGGGAAAUUCUGCAUGUCUCCUGUUGUUGAUGGACUGUUUAUACAAAACAAUACCACAAAACUGUUAAAAGAGGCUGAGUUAAACGGUGAAGCCUUCAUGGCGGGGAUUACUAAUAAUGAGGGUACUAUGUGGAUGCAAGGUAGGGAAAAUGUAGAGCUUACACCUCGCAAUUUGGGAAUAUCCAUUGGAGACACCAACAACCAAGUCGUAAAAUCCAAUCUCGUUAUUCACGAGUACAGACCGUGGGAUGACCGCGACAACAACGCAGCCAACGUCACUGCUAUUGCAAACAUUUUAGGUGACUCGAUAAUUGUUGCCCCCGUCGUAGAUGUCGCCAAGCGCCUUAGUUACAGGACGGACCGUCUCUACUUCUAUUCCUUCGACUAUCAUUCACCUGCCUCUACGGCACCAAAAUGGAUGGGUGUCCCCCAUGGGAGAGAUCUGUUCUACCUGUUCGGUUGUCCUUUCUCUGGGCAUCCCCUGUACAACUAUACCGAGGAAGAUCGACAGGUCAGCAAAGUCUUCAUGAACAUGUGGACCAACUUUGUGAAGACAGGAAAACCAUCUUCAACUGUUGGAGCUGAUCAGAUAUUCUUCGAACACUUUGAAAGCCAAAACCAAACAUACAUGAAAAUCAACGGAGUGGAUGGAAACGGUACAAUAACUGUGGCGUAUAAACCUCGUCCCCGACAGGUAGAAUUUUGGAAUUCUAUACUCCCCCAGUUGGACUAUCAGACGCAGAAAAUAAGUGCAGAGUAUGGAACAUUGACAUGGGGCUUGGUUGCAUUAAGCGUCACACUGUUUGUAUGUAUGGCUGCAAUUGUUAUAUUUCUGAUAUGUAGACGAAGACACUAGCAGGUAUCCAUUGUGCAUCAUGUAACACAUACGGCGUAGUAAGCUGUGAAAGGUCUAGAGGUUGCAUUAUAAGUCGUCUUGUUGAAAUAUAAUGUAAUAACAAAUAAGAAAUAUCGUAAUGAUACUGCAGCAUAAAUAUUGUUCUAUGGUCAACGUAAAUGUUUCCCCCCAAAAUACGUUCUUUCCAUUGUAAUAUUAAGAACAUGGAAUUAAACGAUUGAACCACACAGUCGAAUGGUAUUUUAUUGAGGAAUCGAAUCAGUGUUUAUGUUUGUCUUUAUUUGAAACCUGUUACUGGGUACUCAAUAAAGUAUAUUUAAGUCAGACAGUCGUUUUACGUACGUACGCACGCAAAUAUCCAGUAUUUCAUAUCUCAUUCUUGUGUGAUAUACAAAACCAAAAAGUUAGGAAUCAUACAUAUUUAUGAAGGAUAUUUUAUGAAUAUGCCUCAGUCUGAUUGCAAAAGAACACCCAUAAAAUAUUCAUGAUACCUGAUUUUUUGUUCUGUAUAUAUACCCCUAACCCUUUCGCUACCAUUCCCUUAACAUGCUUGCCGUAAGAGGCUACAAACGGGAUCGGGUGGUCAGGCUCGCUGACUUGAUUGAUGCAUGUCAUCGUAUUUCAAUUACGUUGAUCGAUGCUCAUGAUGUCAAUUACUGGAUUGUCUGGUCCAGACUCGAUUAUUUACAGACCGCCGUCAUAUUGCUGGAAUUUGGCUGAGUGUGGCGUUAAACACAAAACAAAAACAAAAUACUGAGGAAAACAUUAUUUCCAGCUGAAAGAGCAUACACACCAGAUUUCAGAUUCAAUUAAAAACAUCAAGAGCUACGAUGUGAUUUGCGAACUGUCUUUGAGGGGAGGCAUUUUCAUUGCUAGUUUAUUUUAUAGCGAGAAAAAUUCAGUGCUAAGUAAGUGAUACGAGAGAUGGGGUGGUGACGUCACUUCCAAAACUAAGCGGUACUGGCGAAUGUCUAUGGCGAUAUGAAACACUGGAAAAUGGACGGUGUAUAUAGUUAUGCAUUGUAUGAAGUGUAAUUGUAAUGUAAAGAAUAGUUGAAAUGAGUGAAUGAGUGAGUAAGUGGGGUUUUACGCCGGUUUUGGCAAUAUUCUCGCAAUAUCACGGUUUGGAGGUGGCACAGUGUACCCACGUGAUCAUUCAAACCCGGGCCUUCGGCACGAUGAUCGAACGCUUUAGCCACUUGGCUACCCCACAGCCCUAGUUGAAAUGAAAAUCUUUGCAAAUUAAUGUUGUCUUUUUGAUUAUGCAUUAUUUAUUUUGUCAAAUGUGUGUGCAGGGUGUGUGUAGGUUUCAUAUGAUAAUGUCUCAUAUUUUUGUUUUCUUGUGGGGUUUGUCCUAGCAAGUUUAUCUUAUGGAAACAACGAUUAUGAAAAUAUGUUUACUAUGUUUUAAAUGAGAGCGAUCAUGUUUACUGGAAUAUAUAAGUAUUAAAUACAUAGCUGUUAAAAGGUUCAGCCGCGUAUUCUACUUUUUAGGUUUCCAAUAAAAUGUUUCCAUUGUACAUUUAAAGUUUGUUUGCACUGAAUUUUGAAUACUGUAUAUAUAUAUAUAUAUAUAUAUAUA